This is a messenger RNA of Marchantia polymorpha subsp. ruderalis, 1556 nucleotides long. The record is from the annotation of a GenBank genome assembly. NCBI's taxonomy places the organism in Eukaryota, Viridiplantae, Streptophyta, Marchantiopsida, Marchantiales, Marchantiaceae.
GUAGUACGAUUUAGAGGUUGCCAAAACCUCAAGUUGCCAAAACUCUAUUUUUAACUCUCUUGAUUUUUUGUUUCCACAUGCUGUUCGGGGUGAGCACGUCGAGGUAUAUAAGUUACCCAAACUCUAAAGCUAACUCUCUUGGUUUUUUCCUUCCACAGGCUGUUCGGGGUGAGCACGCACCUUGAGCGAUCGUCCACUCGCGAUUAUCCUCAGGCAUCUGGCCGUUCCGGGUGAGCACGCACGUUGGGAGAUCUUCCACUCGCGAAUUCUGACUCAGGCAUCUGGUGUUUUUCUCGCACGAAUUUCUCGCAUCAUAGUCCUGCCAAAUUGCUGAUUUGAGACGUAGAGCGCAGUUCACCGAAGAAUGCGCACGGCUGAUAUGCACCGAAUUUUGAUCUUGGACCCUUUAAGGUUUUGGGUCCAGAACUUCAAGCGUAGGUGGAUUCCACCGAUCUGAUUUCUAUUCUGUCGACAACAUUACGAGGAAGAAGCUAAGCUGCCUGCAAGCGAGGGUCGUUGGAAGCAGAGUAGCCGUGAAGAUAUAGCAACUGAGAAGAAGGGAUCGCGUGCUCAAUGGCACGACCGCGCGGGCUUACCAGACCUUUCUGCGAUAGGAGGUGUCGGAUAAAUUGUGGGCCUAAUCUCGAGACAAAGCCACCUGCGAAACCCAGUACUACGUUCACUACUUCUGUCACCUGCCGUGAAGACGUGAUCCAACUCCGAGACGUUGCAGCCAAGAACUGCGUUAACGACGAGAAGCUUUCAAAGAAGAGCCAGAACGCCAGUGAAUCGAACAGAAGAGACUCAGUCUUUCCCCGUGCAGAACCACUUCUUUUCGAAUCAGGAGACCCUAGCCAGCACAACAUAUUUUCCAGAUUUUACACCGGAUGUGAGCGCUUUUGGUACGCUUUCAAGAGGGUCGACCUGAUACAGAUUUUGGGGGAGGUUUUUCGUUCACAAGAAGGGUGCGCUGUUUGAAUACGAAAUGAAGAGAUGAAGGAAUAGACCGAGCCGUGCGAGACUUCAAUUGAAGUGCUCGAUGUACUAAUAGCAUCGACAGAGCACUAUCCUACACCAGGUGUGAUGACACUGGAUCCAUGAAAGCUCUUAACAAAACUGGUCUGUCCGACGACAAAUACAGCUAAUCUUUUGUUGUUCGGACGGACGGACCAGUAGUGGUGCCCGCCCACACCUCUUUUCCCCGCACGUGAUGACUUGGAACACAAUGGCUCCGACCCCCGAUUGAAUCGAUCACUUCACUAAUGAGCGAAGGGAAAAACAGUGUUCCUCACAAGAACUGGGUUUGGUAAACUGUGUUAGUCUUUUGUUGAGCGAUGAAUGGUUUUGUUCUUUCUAUGAAGCCCUUAUUCGUGCUAGUCCGUUUCUACCGAUUCAAGCACAUGAAGGCAGCGAAAACGAAAUAAUCUAUAUCAGUCAGAAAGCUUCAAAGUUGCGGGUAGUCGUGCUUGUUUACAUUGUGUAUACGUUUUCUGCAGCACUAAUAUAUAAAGAAGUUGCGUAUAUUUGAUGUAGUUUUGCUCGAUUUGAUUCAAUUC